AUGCAGUUCCUAGCUGCUGUUGUACAUUUCAACAUGACACUUCAAGUACAACUUACCUAUUACACCCUCAAUGUUCACACCUGUGGGAUAAUGUUCACCUGGAGAAUUUUGGUCUUGGUGGCAGCAUACCUGACCUUAAUUGCUGCCCAUCCCCACAAUCAUCGCAAUUACCACACAGGAGAAUGCAUGGAAAUGAGGACAUCUGCCAGAGCUGGACGUACCCAGUGGAUCAGUCAUCCUUUUAAGUGUAUGAAGGAUAUUAAACUUCCCAGAGAGGAACGCCAGGCUAAGCAGAUUUGUGGACGCAAGAAAAGUAUUCAAGCUGAGCUACUAUUUCAUUUUUGCUAUAAUUCAGAAGUGAAGACGAAGAGACACGAAUUCUUCGCAAGGUGCAUGGUCGAUCGGCUUGACCUUGGAGCCCCAGACGGGUCACUGGAUGCAGGGAAGGUCAUCCAGAACAGCCUGAAGAUGGAUUCGUCUGAUGUCUCAGUGAGCGUUGAUGAAGAUGCAGACGAUCAUCAAUAUUUGUGCAACAAACAGCACCGGAGAGAAUGCAACGGAGCAAUUCCUUCUCCUGAGGAGCUGCGUACGACAGCUGGUGCAAGAACAUUGCACACUGCACCACCAACUGCUGAGAUCUACUUGGAGAGAGGAAGAGACGCGUCAGUUGCUUGUGCUAACGUCAGCACUGAUCACCAGAAUCUGCUGCUUGAGGAGCUUUUCGAUACUUGUAUGUCUGAGCAUGCAGUCAAGUCAGCAUCAGGCACAAAGGAGCUCUCUGUUCUUGCAAGUUCAAACAAGGGUCGCUUUGCACAGACGAUGAUCUCGUCCAAGAUCUGCGUGGCAGAGAAGAUGAACUGGUUCUCUCAAGAGACAGGCUUCAAUGGCCAGUUGUACAGAGACUUCGUGUCCAACUUCACCUGGGAGUUCGCCCCUGAAGGAAGGAAGGAGGUCUUAGGAGCAAUGGAAGAGUGUGACACAGAGCUGGAAGGCAGCGCCUACAACCAGGUUCACCAAUGGGAAUCCUGCCUUGCUCCUAGGGUGGUGGAGAUCUGUGGGUUCAACAACAACAUCACGAAGUUCUUCUUCCCGUUCAUCAACGCCGACAUCCAGAAGGCGGCUCUGGAAUACAUAGAGGAUCUAACCGAUGAUGAGGAUGAUGACGACCAAGAAGAAGAAGACCUGGACGACUACGAGGACGACUUCACCUACGACGACGAAUACGACUCCCAGGUGGAUAACAAUGAUGAUACUGAGGAUGAUAAUGAGGAUGAUUAUGACAAUGAUUACAAUAAGACCUACGAAGAAGAUGAUGGUGAAGCCGAGACUGUUGAUGACGGCCUCCUCGAGAUGAACCUAAAGCCCGCGAAGACGGAAACGGAAAAAGACGCCAUGUUGGUCGAUGGUGAGGACGACGACGACGCCGCCGAAGACUUGACGGAAAUUGAGGAAUUGAAGGAUAAGGAGUCGGUCGAGGAUGACGCCGAGGAAUUUAUGGCUCAUUUGAAGAAGAAACAAGUCAAUUCCCCAGACCCCAAACAAGCGAGCACCGAGCAGAGCACAAAACUCCCAUCAACAGCAGAAGUCUCUGAAACAGAAGACCUCGUCACCACGGAGGCCUCGGAAUCGCCAGCGCCGUCGGCCUCCUCGACACAGGCGCCGCCAGAGGGUGGCAAUGACUUCGAGGGAGAGAUGUCUGUUGAGGAGACUGUUAGUCCUUAGGUCUGUUAGCACAGACAAGGGUCUUUGGUGUAAAGAAAAAAAAAAAUAAAUAAAAAAAUAACGGCGACCCACAUUAGGGAUUAAGCCGAGAUGACUAAAAGUUAGAAAUAUAUUGAAAAUUUAUUUGGUUUAUAAUUGGGAGUUUAAAACAGCGACCCUGACUAGUGAUUGGGCUAAGAAGAAGACUGAAAGUUAAGAGAGCAGAAAAUUUAUUGAAAAUUUAUUUGGUUCAUAACUGGGAGUUUUAAAACAGCGACCCCCGACUAGUGAUUGGGCUAAGAAGACUAAAAGUUAUUUGGUUUAAAAUAGAGGUUUGAAACAGCGACCCUGACCAGAGCUUAAGCUGAGAAGAUUAAAAGUUAAAUAAAAAACAUAUAUCGAAAAUUUAUCUGGUUUAAAAUCGAUAAUUAAAAACAGCGACCCCACCAAGGGAUUAAGCUGACAAGCAGGGGAUGUAAAAUUGAUAUAGAUUAAUUCAGAGAACAUAAAUGUAAAAUUCCAAUAAUGAAAACUUAUUGGUUUUAAAUCGGCAAAUGUAAAUUUGCCUCAUUGAGUUAAAAACAGCUACCCCGACUAAGGAAUGAGCUAAGGGGGGAAAAUAUGACGUGAACUCAAUGUAGAUUAAUUCAAGGAUUAAAUUUUGUUAAAAUUAAAAAUGAACAUCACUUUAAAUUUGUGAAUCUAAUAUUUAUAUAAUGAUUCACUGUAAGUAUAAAGAACGUAAUUUAGUACCAAAUCAAUUAUGAAAUAUAAGAAAAUAAAUGAGAGAUUUUAUACUAAUUUAGAGAACAGAUAAAAAAUACGAAAUAUAAAAAAAAUAAAUUAGGGAUUUUAUACUCAUUCAAAGAACAUAUAAAAUAAUAAAAAUAUUUUCUUGUAUAUUAUAAUAUUCAUCAGACGAUUCUGUAUAGAAAUGGUAAAAAAAAAAAUCAAAGUAACUUUUUCAAAUGUUCUAUUUUUCGAUUGCGUCAUUAUCACAGCAAAAUCACUAUUUUUUUUAAAUUUCCUUUUUUUAAAACUAAGUCAUUAUCAGAGGAAAGUCAUA
Molecule: messenger RNA, 2767 nt
Organism: Macrobrachium nipponense
Lineage: Eukaryota; Metazoa; Arthropoda; Malacostraca; Decapoda; Palaemonidae
Exons: 13
Coding region: 1-1722 (573 amino acids)
Source: RefSeq, a predicted model, not a curated record